Papilio polytes (common Mormon) is the source of this 1423-nucleotide messenger RNA. RefSeq lists its product as uncharacterized. NCBI's taxonomy places the organism in Eukaryota, Metazoa, Arthropoda, Insecta, Lepidoptera, Papilionidae. The record is from RefSeq and is a predicted model, not a curated record. Bases 157 to 1281 code for a protein of 374 amino acids. The transcript is spliced from 11 exons.
UGGCAGCACUGGUCAGUGCGACUGCUAUUGCUAUUUUGCUAAUAAAUAAAUUGAUUUAAGUUUAAAUAUUAAAAUAAUAUUUAACACAUUUAUACUGUUUCCGUUUAAAUACAAACAAGAGUUUUGAAUAUUGUGAGUUUGCUUAAAAAUACGCAAAUGUUUAACAAAUACAAUACCCGCAACAACAGCCGCCACAGCACACCGGGGCAAUUUGUCCCGGCAAACUCCGUCGGCGAGGGCUCGUGGCUGACUGCCAACCCGGAUCAGCUGCGGCGUCCCAACCAGGUCGAAACCACCCAAGCGUAUGAGCCCGAGGAGCAUAAAGCGGAAAACCCAGCACAACGUGACCUCCAGGAUAGUGAUCAAGAGAUGAAAGCAGAAGUAAAUGUGUCCACCAACAAUGAGGAGAGUCGUCCGCCGUGGAUGAAGUCCAAGCUAGGUGGAGUGAAGAAAGUGACCAACAAGGAGCGGCGGCGGCGGCAGAACGAGACGCUGCGGCGGCUGCUCACGCCGAAGAACGCGCUCAUGGUGCUCAACGAGAUGCUGCCCAAGGACCAGCUCGCCUCCAAUUUCAAAGUGGAGACGGUGUCGAGUGCGGGCCAAUACGUGAAGCCGCACUCCUACCGCGCCAACCUCACGCUGGAGGGGAACAACUACAAGGGCUUUGGUGAGAACAAACUGUCGGCGCGCAACGCGGCGGCGGAGCAGGCCAUACGCGACCUCAUCAUCAAGAAGAUGACCAAGGUCAUCGCCAGCGAGGUGGGUAGCAUCGGCGAGGAGUGCGAGGAGGAGCCGCUGCCGAUGAUCCAGCUGGCGUCCUUCGCGCUGCACAAGCUGUUCUGCGAGUGGGAGGUGGAGGGCCACAAGGUGCCGCAGUUCAGGUCGCUCACGACCGCGCUAGGGUCCGAGCCGGAGCUGUCGCAGGAGGCGCAGACGGCGCAUUCGGCGCAGUCGGCGCAGACGGCGCAGACGGCGCAGCCGGCGCAGACGGCGCGGGCGGCGCGCGGCCCGAAGAAGGCCAAGACGCUGCCGGCGGACGCCAGCAGCAUGCACCCCUGCAUGCUGCUGACCUACAUGCGGCCGGCGCUGGAGUACCGCGAGCUGGCGGCGCAGGGCGACCGCCCGCAGAACAUGCUCUACACCUUCGCGCUCGACGUCGACGGCGCCACCUACGUCGGCAAGGCGUCCAACAAGAAGGAGGCGCGGCGCGCGGCGGCGCAGGCGGCCUGCAAGGCCAUCUUCGGCAUCGACUUCAAGAGCGCCAUCUCCUACACCACCUAGCUGCCCCCCGCACCACGUGGCGCUUCUAUGAAAACGUCUUGUUCCAUACAAGUCUCGAGGCGGCGGAUUCCAUAGUGUACGUCAAAGAGGCAAACCCGAUAAAAUACGUGCAAAUAAAUCUAAUAAAAAUUUAUCAUCGGUA